Molecule: messenger RNA, 987 nt
Organism: Physcomitrium patens
Lineage: Eukaryota; Viridiplantae; Streptophyta; Bryopsida; Funariales; Funariaceae
Source: the annotation of a RefSeq genome assembly
AUGAGACUGUAUAUCAUUGGUAUUUUAGCGAAAAUACUUGGAAUAAUAAUACCCCUUUUACUAGGAGUAGCCUUCUUAGUUCUAGCUGAACGUAAAGUAAUGGCUUCUAUGCAACGUAGAAAGGGUCCUAAUGUAGUGGGAUUGUUUGGAUUGUUACAACCUUUAGCAGAUGGUUUGAAAUUAAUGAUAAAAGAACCUAUUUUACCAAGUAGUGCUAAUUUAUUUAUUUUUAUAAUGGCUCCAGUAAUUACAUUUAUGUUAAGUUUGGUUGCUUGGGCUGUUAUACCUUUUGAUUAUGGUAUGGUAUUGUCAGAUUUAAAUGUAGGUAUACUUUAUCUAUUUGCUAUAUCUUCUCUAGGCGUUUAUGGUAUUAUUACAGCGGGCUGGUCCAGUAAUUCUAAAUAUGCUUUUUUAGGAGCAUUACGAUCUGCAGCUCAAAUGGUUUCUUAUGAAGUUUCUAUCGGUCUUAUUAUUAUUACUGUACUAAUUUGUGUAGGCUCUUGUAAUUUUAGUGAGAUUGUAAUCGCGCAAAAGCAGAUAUGGUUUGGCAUUCCCUUGUUUCCUGUAUUUAUUAUGUUCUUUAUUUCUUGUUUAGCAGAAACUAAUCGAGCUCCUUUUGAUUUACCAGAAGCAGAAGCUGAAUUAGUCGCGGGCUAUAAUGUAGAAUAUUCUUCGAUGGGUUUUGCUCUUUUUUUUUUAGGGGAAUAUGCUAAUAUGAUCUUAAUGAGUAGUCUAUGUACAUUGCUCUUUCUAGGAGGUUGGCUGCCCAUCCUAGAUAUUCCUAUUUUCCAUGUGAUUCCGGGUUCUAUUUGGUUUAGUAUCAAGGUUCUUUUCUUUCUGUUUGUAUAUAUAUGGGUCCGUGCGGCAUUUCCACGAUAUCGUUAUGACCAAUUAAUGAGGCUUGGUUGGAAAGUAUUCUUACCUUUAUCAUUAGCUUGGGUAGUUUUUGUAUCUGGUGUUCUAGUAGCCUUUGACUGGCUCCCUUAA